Ogataea haglerorum is the source of this 765-nucleotide messenger RNA. RefSeq lists its product as uncharacterized. Gene Ontology annotation, biological process: signal transduction; regulation of GTPase activity. The record is from RefSeq and is a predicted model, not a curated record. Bases 1 to 765 code for a protein of 254 amino acids. Gene Ontology annotation, cellular component: cytoplasm. The transcript has a single exon. Lineage: Eukaryota; Fungi; Ascomycota; Pichiomycetes; Pichiales; Pichiaceae.
AUGGGCGAAGACAGUCGAGAAAUCAUUAUCGAUGGACACCACUCACAAGUAUUGCGGUCUCCUUCGAGUAGAGGACAUUUUGAUAAGCCCGCGCUAUCCCUUGACUCUCCUGAGGAGUCUGAAACCACUCAGUUACCAGAUGAUUAUCAGGCGAAAGCAAGUGAAUUUUUAGAACCUAGAUCAAAAUGUUUUGGUCUCACGAUCAAGGAAUCCUCACAGAUGUCAAACUUCUACUACGAUGGAUUGAAGGUCCCGAUAAUGAUGUAUAGGUGUUUCACAUAUUUGGAUCAUGAGUUAGGGUAUAACAAAGUUGGAAUUUUCCGGUUAUCGUCUGUGAAAUCCGAGAUCAACAAAUUGGAGGAAAUGUUUAACAGUUUAGGCGAUGUGGACCUGUUAAACUUGAAACCGAAACCUAGCAUACAUGCCGUCACGACACUGUUCAAACGAUGGCUUCGUUCUGGAGAGAGGAUUCUGAAUGAGGAGGACUGCACACAACUUGGUUUACUACUUCAACUUUCAAAUGUUCCCAUUAGAAUUCGCGAGUUUGAUUCUGUUCUUAAAUCGCUCCCGUCGGAGAACUACCAAAUGUUAAAAUGUUUAUUUAUCUAUCUUGAUAAGGUUCUUGAAUACCGAGAUCAGAACAAAAACUCGAUUGAGAGUUUGGCGAUGCUAUUUAGUGCGAACAUUUCCUACGACCCAACAGGCAAACAUGUUCCUAUAUUCACUGAACUGCUGGUUAAUAGAAAGAUUUACUUCCUUGAUUGA